Molecule: messenger RNA, 3008 nt
Organism: Camellia sinensis
Lineage: Eukaryota; Viridiplantae; Streptophyta; Magnoliopsida; Ericales; Theaceae
Source: RefSeq, a predicted model, not a curated record
UCUUCAACUUCACAUAACAUUCUCCCUACCCUAAUUUUUUUUUGGUAGCAGGACACAACCCACCUCACCCCAACAGCCCCCCAUAGACAGUAGUACCAUGACCCAAAUGAAACAAGUCAUAUAUGGAAAUCUUUUUUUCUCAUGAAAAACCAUUCCAACAUUUGAAUUCCUCAUUUUCUUGGCUUCCAAACAUCUCCUCAGUUCAUUCUCUUACCAUCACCACCACCGUCACCCUCCUUUCUCUUCCCUGAUUCUGCAUUCAUCCAAUCGUCUCUCAAGAAGAAAAAAAGCCCUAAUUUUAUCUUUCAUCAGGCCCAGAAAAAUUGACUCAACUCUCUCUCUGAACUUCACAGUUUCUCUUGAUAUCCACAAUUCCCAUCACCUUUGAGGCUUUGAUCAUCAUCUUACCAACUUCUAAGUCUCUGUAUCUAUCUCCAUAUCUCUUGCUGUUGAAGCUUUAAUUGUGCUUUGGGGCAAUCAUAACUGUGUUCAUCAUUGUUUGAUCAAGUGUUUUGCUAAAUGGGUCCACCUCAAAUUGCUUUUCUCGAUUGAAAAUUAACAUUUUUAGGGUUUUCUUAUAAUUCUGAACUGUGUUAGGAUAUCUGCAUUGGGGCUAACAAUGUCGGAGGACAUGCUUUUGCAUUUCUCUUCCAACUCUUCAAACCAAUCCGAUCAGUCUCUGCCCACAAAAAUUGCAAAACUCGAAGCUCGAAUGGUUGGAAAGGCUCCCUCAGCUGCGCCUGCCCCGGCGCAGGCCACCUGGCCAGCUGCUCCGUGUGUGGCGAAGUAUGGAGUUGCUGCUACUGCAGAGAAUUUGUCUGAGUCCUUGCCUUCAAGCGAUUCUGAUGAUGAUAAUGGAACGGCGUAUCUCAUACAAGCAAAUACUCAAAAGCGCCGGAAACUUGAAGAAGAUGACAACUCAUCUGCUUCUGAACAUGUUGAGGCUGUGGCUGACAUAGGACAAAAGGUCGUGGAAACCACAGACCCCAAGCCAGGUGUAGAUGUGAAUAGGAGAAGACAAGGCCGUGGUAGGGGGCAUGCUGCUUCAGGCAGGGGGCGUGGUUCCAGAGUUAAUGGUCAGGCAAAAACACAAACUUCUCCUCCAAUUAAUUCACCAUCAAAUGGUCAGCUUAUCAACUCACAUCAUAAGGAUGGUUGGUCCAAAGAACAAAUUGGGAUCGGCCUGGCCUCUUCACUAGAGGAGGAGAUCACUUCUUUACGUGCAAAAGUUGCAGCAUUAGAGGAGGACUUCAAGAAAUCCCGUCAAGAGGCCGCUGAUUAUCAGCAACUAUGCCACCAGUUAGAAAAGGAACUGAAGGACCUUAAAGAUUAUGACCAGCAAAUGAAGCCAAAGAGAAUGAAGAUAAUAUCUGAUCUGUUGAUAUCUGUCUCAAAAGCUGAGAGACAAGAAGCUAGGUUGAAAGUACGCCAGGACUCUUUGAGACUUGGUAGUGUGGGUGUAAUCAGAGCUGGAACUAUCAUAUCUGAGACAUGGGAGGAUGGUCAAGCACUUAAGGAUCUCAAUGCUCAUCUUAAACAUUUAUUAGAAAUAAAGGAAGCUGUUGAGCGGCAGCGAAAAUCAUUGAAGAAACGACCGACAGAUAAGGGAGAUGCAAUAGAUGCUGAAACAGGGUCUCAGGAAGAUGAUAUUCUUAUGCAGGAUGAGAUCUACAAAUCCCGUCUAGCCAGCAUCAAGCGUGAGGAAGAGACCGUUAUGCGCGAGAGGGAUCGAUAUGAACUAGAGAAGGGAAGGCUUAUACGUGAAAUGAAACGUAUACGAGAUGAGGAUGGUUCUCGUUUUAACAAUUUUCAGAUUUUGAACCAUCGAUAUGCACUCUUAAACCUUCUUGGUAAAGGAGGAUUCAGCGAGGUUUACAAGGCUUAUGACUUGGUGGAGCAUAGAUACGUCGCUUGUAAGCUUCAUGGGCUGAAUGCUCAGUGGAGUGAAGAAAAGAAGCAAAGUUACAUAAGACAUGCAAUUCGAGAGUACAAUAUUCACAAGACCUUGGUCCAUCAUCACAUUGUGCGGCUUUGGGACAUUUUUGAAAUUGACCAGAAUACAUUCUGCACCAUCUUAGAGUACUGUAGUGGUAAAGAUCUUGAUGCAGUUCUUAAAGGAACACCCAUACUACCAGAGAGAGAAGCUAGGAUCAUUAUUGUUCAAAUAUUUCAAGGCCUUGUUUACUUGAAUAAAAAAACACAAAAGAUCAUCCAUUAUGAUUUGAAGCCUGGGAAUGUUCUCUUUGAUGAGUUUGGUGUUGCUAAAGUGACUGAUUUUGGUCUUAGUAAGAUAGUGGAGGAUGAUGUUGGAUCCCAGGGCAUGGAACUCACAUCACAGGGAGCUGGAACAUAUUGGUAUCUGCCUCCGGAAUGCUUUGAGCUAAGCAAGACGCCUCUCAUAUCUUCUAAGGUUGAUGUUUGGUCGGCUGGUAUUCUACUUUACCAAAUGCUGUUUGGCAGACGUCCUUUUGGGCAUGACCAGUCACAAGAGCGAAUUUUACGCGAAGAUACUAUUAUCAAAGCUCGCAAGGUGGAAUUCCCUUCCAGACCUGCUGUCUCAAAUGAAGCGAAGGAUUUUAUUCGGCGAUGUUUAACAUAUAAUCAAGCAGAGAGGCCAGAUGUGUUGACCGUUGCUCAAGAUCUGUAUCUUACAUACACAAAGAAGUGAACAUGAUUACCGACUAGCCUAAGGGUCGUAGGCCUGAGCGGGAAGGUAAAAGAAGUUUUUCCUCAAUCAAGUUCUGAAUUAAGAAGAAGAACCACAGUACUUGCAGGGGAUUUUGUAUAGUUGUAAAGCUUUUGUUAUUCCCCUCCCAGCUCUUCUUGCCCAAAAAAUAGGGUUUCGGAUAUUCUUUUUAUAUAAUUUGUGUUCUUAUUGUUUUGUUUGUUGCUGCAAAUGGUUGUACCUUUUUCUAUGAAGAAGUGGGAAAAAUAUGGGGUACACUCAAUUGAAAGUUUGUUUUUUUCGUUUGUUUGUUUUAUUUAAUUUUUGCCCAAUUUGUGUUUUA